GAAGUAGACAUUUUUAAAACCCAGCCUCAACUUAAACAUGACAUCUUUCCAGGCUGAUGAUUAUCAGGCUGCAUUGUUCGAAACCCCCCCCCCCCCCCCCCUCCACAGCUGAUUGGAAAUUUCUACUUCUCUGUUAUUGUUCCCGUUAGCAUUGGAUAUUUUCGAAGGGCACUGUUGGAGUUGUUUCCCUUGUCUUUCUUCUAGACUGGACACAGCAAUGAUUUAAGGUGUAUCCUUCCUAACUAAAAUGGAGGAUGGUCAGAUGACACUGGUGGUCUGGAUGUUCUUGGCUCUUCUUAGACCAGCUGAUGCAGCUGCAGCUUCUUCUCCAGAGAUCUCUGUUGUGGGAGUUGAUGACAUGGGUGUCAUCCUGAAGUGUGAGGCUGGAGGGUUGAUGUACAGACCUGAGAUGACCUGGUUGAAUAGUGAUGGAAACAUCCUCCCUGGUGGACCUACAGAGACAGGGACAGACUCAGAUGGUCGCUACACUGUGAGAGGACAUGUGACCAUCCAGAAGACUUACAACAACAUGUUCAUCUGUAGAGUUCUACAGCAGCAGAUCAACCACAAGAUGGAGACAGAGAUUCAUGUCCCAGAUGGUGUGUUUCCAAGACCUAAAUUGGACAAAGAUGUAAUUAUUGGUGUAUUAACGCUAAUAGGAGCUGUUUUGGGUAUUGCAGCUACAGUUGUAAUUAUCAAAAGAAAACUAGCUCAAUAUGCAAUUUGUAGGGUGCUUUUCUGUUGUUAGAGUGGGACCAUCUUAGUCGCAGUGUAGGUGUCAAUUCAAAUGGAAGGCAGUCAAUUUAUAAAUCCACGCUGAUUGAUGGAUUUAUUCAGGAUAGGUCAUACGAAAAUACAGCUCCGGGAACAAUAAAGAGACCACUGCACCUUUUUA
Molecule: messenger RNA, 895 nt
Organism: Esox lucius (northern pike)
Lineage: Eukaryota; Metazoa; Chordata; Actinopteri; Esociformes; Esocidae
Product: selection and upkeep of intraepithelial T-cells protein 9-like
Exons: 4
Coding region: 248-748 (166 amino acids)
Source: RefSeq, a predicted model, not a curated record